Mauremys mutica (yellowpond turtle) is the source of this 2473-nucleotide messenger RNA. RefSeq names its product transmembrane protein 121. The transcript has a single exon. The record is from RefSeq and is a predicted model, not a curated record. The coding region runs from base 715 to 1653 and encodes 312 amino acids. NCBI's taxonomy places the organism in Eukaryota, Metazoa, Chordata, Testudines, Geoemydidae.
GAAAGGGGAAUCCCGGCUGAGGUAGUAAAAAGCCCCUAAUCUCUGACUCUUGAGCCCUUCACCAGGAGGAAAGCACCAUUUCCUGAGCUGCUUCACCUUUCUUACACCCCGACUGGCUCCUGGCAGUACAGAUCUGACUCACUUGCCUGAUUAUUAAUCUGAUUUCCAAGGAUCUGGAGGAGAAUUUCUGGCUUGGUGCCAGGAAGCGCAUUAGAGACAUUGACUUGCUGCCCACAGACCAUGCAGGGACAUUCUCUCCCCUCUUACUGACAACAAUGGAAAACCCAACAAAGGGGCAGAGGAUUUCUUAAUGAGGACUCCAUGUGUUUAACCUCUGCGGAGCCCUUGGGAACAGCACUGGAGAGUGUUAGGUGAUGUCUUGGAGGAUCUAUCUGAAGGCUCAGUGAGGGACCAGCUUUUCUGCCUAAAGAGCAGCACUACUGGAUUAAAGCCUUGGGGAUCAGCUGUUGUUAAGCAAUGCACUUGGAAUUCCAGGUGCAUUGCUUUGCUGCAGCACCCUGAUGUGAGACCCUUGAGAGCCGGGAUUGUCUAUUGCUUUGUCCUUUCAGGGACUUUUUAUGGGGGGUUGUUCCUGGUGGCCUUGGUGCUUUGUCUAUAACUGAUGAUCCUCUUCACUCAGCCCAUGGGCCUCUUCCCUUGAAGUGAAACAAGGAGGCUUGAGAGAGAGAGAGAGGGAGGGCAGCUCACCUCACCAUGGUGCUGCCGCCGCCUGACAAGCGCCACGUGUGUCUGACCACCAUUGUCAUCAUGACCAGCAUGGCCUUCAUGGAUGCCUACCUGGUGGAGCAGAACCAAGGGCCACGGAAGAUUGGUGUCUGCAUCAUUGUCCUGGUGGGAGACAUCUGCUUCCUCAUCGUGCUGCGCUAUGUGGCGGUAUGGGUGGGGGCUGAGGUGAAAACAGCCAAGCGGGGCUACGCCAUGAUCCUGUGGUUUCUCUACAUCUUUGUGCUGGAGAUUAAGCUGUAUUUUAUAUUUCAGAAUUACAAAGCAGACAAGAAGAAUCUGGAGACAGUGGCCAGGAAGGCCUUGACCUUACUUCUGUCCAUCUGUGUGCCAGGGCUCUACCUGGUGCUGGUGGCCUUGGACAGCAUGGAGUACAUACGAACCUUCAGGAAGAAGGAGGAUCUGCGGGGACGCCUCUUCUGGGUGGCCCUGGACCUGCUGGAUAUAUUAGAUAUUCAGGCCAAUCUAUGGGAGCCACACAAGACUGGGCUUCCCAUCUGGGCAGAAGGGCUCAUGUUCUUCUAUUGUUACAUACUGCUCUUGAUCCUGCCUUGUGUCUCUCUUAGUGAGAUUAGCAUGCAAGGGGAGCACAUUGCUCCGCAGAAAAUGAUGCUUUACCCUGUGCUGAGCCUGGUCACCAUCAACAUUGUCACCAUAUUCAUCCGGGCCAUUAACAUGGUCUUGUUCCAGGACAGCAGGGUCUCCACUAUCUUUAUUGGCAAGAACAUCAUUGCCAUAGCCACCAAGGCAUGCACUUUCUUAGAGUAUAAGAAACAGGUGAAAGAAUUCCCCCAGAAUGCUAUUGCCCUGGAGCUCCAGCAGAACUCAAUCUCUCAUAAUCAGACUAUCCACAGUACACAGGGAAUUUCUCAUGAGCAGUCACCCACCAGGGAAAUUCUGGAUACAUGACGGAUCACCUCCAGACAUCAGCAUUGGCUUGCAUUGCAUUGGGGGGUGUAGGGAGGUGAGAAGCUGCUCUCCCAUUGUAUGGGGUGUGCGUGAUGGACGAGUCCCAACAAGGAGAGCUCUCCCAGGCACAAAACACUUACCAUGUUUUAAUCAAACUAUGGAGUGUUUCCUAGACCUCUUCAUCUCAGGUAUAGCCCUAGGAAUUCUCCAGAAUAACCAAAUGAACUUGCAAAGGACCAGAACCAGCUACGCCCUCUGUUUUCCUUCCACUCACUCCUCCCGUGCCCAACCAAGUUCCCUGAUGCUGAGAUUUCUCUCUUUGUUCCUUAAGACUCUCACCUUUGCUCCAAGUCCUGGAAUGAAGAUAUUGUUACCAGAGUCCUUUGUAUGGAAUGGGAAUGGGCGGGAGGGGCAUUUGCACCAGUUAAUCCUGUGAUUAUAGAUGUGUAUUAUUUCAAAUAGUUGUGUUUACUGUUCCCUAUUUAUAACUGUCUCUUUUUUGAUCUUUUCUGGGAAUCCCCAUUGUUGGGUCUGGUUUCUUUUGGUUUGUAAUCCACUGGAACAGCUCCCUUUGCUAUUUGUCCCAGCAGGAACAACACAAAAAGUAGCACCCGAUACAAUAAACAGCUAUGUCUCUCCUCUCAUUCUCUUGCUACUUGGCUCAGGCUGCUGGUUGGGAAGCAGGGAUAUCCAUUUCUGCUAGUGCACUAAGCCAAUUCAGCGGGGAGCAGUAUUUGACAAGCUAAUGUUAAUCUAAUGCUGGUGUUUUAUGUAUCUUGUUCACUUCAAAUGACUCAGCACAAUAUUUCUAUUUUUAGAA